CCCGUGUAUAUUUCGGGUCCUGAGUCAACGUGGGACAGUGCGUUUGUGUUAUGCCGAAUUUGUUGUCAAGUGUUUGUGUUUUUAAUGUCAGUAGUUCUAUUUUGACAUUUUUUACAUUACUAGUUUGGGAUAUUGGACAGUAAACUGUGACGACUUAUCAUGAUGCCGGGGGAGAAUCUUUCCAAAAUCGCUUCAGGAGCAACUACUGGACCCUGUCAAAACUGCACUGUGCUUCACCAGAACCUAAAGGAAUAUGUGGCAGCUCUCCUGGUUUUGAAACAGAAAACGAUGGACUCCGAUCACCUGCUGAGUGAAUAUCAAGGGAAGUGUGAAGAGCUUCAGAGAUCCCACAGGGAGACCAGUAAGCAGCGUAUACAACUGGAUGAUUUGCAGUUGAAAGUAGCUUCUCUGGUAAAGCAACGUGCAGAGUACGAAGCCAUGCGGGCAGAGCUGGAGGCUAAGCAGAGCGCUGAGAAGUUGUCCCAGCACCUUUUGGAGGAAGUGGAGAGGCUGAAGGAGGAAGUGGAGAGGCUGAAGGAGCAGAACAACAACACAGAGACUCUAAAGAAGAGACUUGAGGACCAGCUGAAGAUGGUAGCAGAGACAACGGAGAAGCAGUGUGUGGAUAAUGUCCAGCUGAGACAGGAGAAGACGGCGCUGCAGAAAGACCUGCUGAAAACACAGGUGUCGUUGAAGACGUGUCAGAAGGUAGCAGAGGAAGUGCAGCGGUUGGAGGAGGACAACGCCAGGACAUCCGUUCUAAAAUACGACCUGGAAAAACAACUUGUACUGUUUCAAGAUUCUCAACUCAAGCAAGAGCGUGACAUUACCAGGCUGAAAACAGAGAAGAUUGUACUGGAGAACGAGCUUCUACAUCUUCAGGAACGACUAGAGAAACAGGAGACGGAGAAGAAUAAAGUAUUAAAGAGCACGUCAACUCAAGCAACGGCACCUGAAGAAACACAGGUGGAUAAAGAGAAGGUCCAGAGGCUGCUGGAGGAUCUAUGGGUGUGUGUAGCUCCUCCCUCAUCACACCUCCCUGCCAGGAGGAAACAGCAGUUAAAGGAGCACCUACAAGACCGCAGCACAGUUGAACCCCACAGACCUGACAGUGACCCACCAGGCCAUGGACCCAGCAGGAACAGUGACCCGCUAGGACAUGUACCCGGCAGGAACAGUGACCCGGCAGGCCCUGGACCCAGCAGGAACAGUGACCCUCCAGGCCAUGGACCCAGCAGGAACAGUGACCCGCUAGGCCAUGGACCCAGCAGGAACAGUGACCCGCUAGGCCCUGGACCCAGCAGGAACAGUGACCUGGCAGGCCCUGGACCCAGCAGGAACAGUGACCCUCCAGGCCAUGGACCCAGCAGGAACAGUGACCCUCCAGGCCAUGGACCCAGCAGGAACAGUGACCCUCCAGGCCAUGGACCCAGCAGGAACAGUGACCCGGCAGGCCCUGGACCCAGCAGGAACAGUGACCCUCCAGGCCCUGGACCCAGCAGGAACAGUGACCCUCCAGGCCCUGGACCCAGCAGGAACAGUGACCCUCCAGGCCAUGGACCCAGCAGGAACAGUGACCCGGCAGGCCAUGGACCCAGCAGGAACAGUGACCCGCUAGGCCAUGGACCCGGCAGGAACAGUGACCCACCAGGCCCUGGUCCCGGCAGGAACAGUGACCCACCAGGCCCUGGUCCCGGCAGGAACAAUGACCCUCCAGGCCCUGGACCCAGCAGGAACAUUGUCCCGCCAGGCCAUAAACAUAGUAGAUCAGUUGAGGAGAUCCUGGACUGGUUCAAGCCGCUGCCCCCUGUCCUCUCCCCCUUACCCUGGUCCUCAGCUCAGGAGAGGUUGGAUGAUGUCUUGGAGUCCAGAGCUCGAGGGACCAGAUUUCCUCUAGAGAACAGAAACCAGUCUGUCUACACUACAGGACCAGCCAAUCAAACAGCAGGACAGCAGCCUGGACCAGCCAAUCAGACAGCAGGACAGAAAACUGGACCAGCCAAUCAGACAGCAGGACAGAAAACUGGACCAGCCAAUCAGAUGGCCCUUGUGUUGUCAGGACAACAACCUGCAGACUCCUCAGUGGAACUACCAUCAGACAGAAUUAAUUUUACUCCGAGAGAAAGCCCUGUUUCAGACAGCACUAAUUCUACUCUGAGAAAAAGCCCUGAUCUGGCCACAGGGACCUCAGGAGAGACCGAGAGGAACAGUGUGGCUGUCUGUGAACAGGAAGACAUGCAGGUAGAACCAGCUGCUGAAACCAUCCAGUCCCCGUCAGGAGAGACUCAAACCUCCUCUAAUGAUCUACCUUACUUUACCAAAACCACAGAGUGUCUCCCAAACUCAGUAGAGCAACCAGGCAACCUCUCUGUCCAUACUGGGGCCGUUCAGACCUCAUUCACCCGGACGCAAGGAGAAGAAGUGCAGGACUUCUCACCAGACAUGACAGAGAUGGAUGUUGAGACUAACCCGUGUUAUAAUGGCUGUGUCUUGGCGGGUCAGAGCAUCAACCACGGGGACUCGGAGAAAGUAGAAAGCAUUAAAGAUCAGUCAGGAGAGGCCAGCGUGUCUCAAACUCCCUCCACUAAACAGCUGGAACCCAGUCUUCUGGUUGAGUGUUCUGCGGAGACAGUGACUGGUCCAGAACAACUGACUGAAUGGGCUCCUAACACUCAAUGUAACACCACUGAUCAGAAAGCAGCUCCUCAAGCAUGUCCCCAUAAACAAGACAAGUUGUUUACAGGCCAGGAAUCAGAUAAAGACGAUGAAGAGGGUUUCUCUUGGAAACAGGUUGGUGAUGUACUGUUCCCUCCCAGUCACCCUACAGAAAGACUGGCCUCCCCCAGUCACCCUACAGAAGGACUGGCCUCCCCCAGUCACCCUACAGAAAGACUGGCCUCCCCCAGUCACCCUACAGAAGGACUGGCCUCCCCCAGUCACCCUACAGAAGGACUGGCCUCCCCCAGUCACCCUACAGAAGGACUGGCCUCCCCAGUCAGUCACACCCUACAGAAGGACUGGCCUCCCCAGUCACCCUACAGAAGGACUGGCCUCCCCCAGUCACCCUACAGAAGGACUGGCCUCCCCCAGUCACCCUACAGAAGGACUGGCCUCCCACAGUCACCCUACAGAAGGACUGGCCUCCCCCAGUCACCCUACAGAAGGACUGGCCUCCCACAGUCACCCUACAGAAGGACUGGCCUCCCACAGUCACCCUACAGAAAGACUGGCCUCCCCAGUCACCCUACAGAAGGACUGGCCUCCCCCAGUCACCCUACAGAAGGACUGGCCUCCCCCAGUCACCCUACAGAAGGACUGGCCUCCCACAGUCACCCUACAGAAGGACUGGCCUCCCACAGUCACCCUACAGAAGGACUGGCCUCCCCCAGUCACCCUACAGAAGGACUGGCCUCCCCCAGUCACCCUACAGAAGGACUGGCCUCCCCCAGUCACCCUACAGAAGGACUGGCCUCCCCAGUCACCCUACAGAAGGACUGGCCUCCCCAAAUCACCCUAAAGAAGGACUGA
Oncorhynchus nerka (sockeye salmon) is the source of this 3528-nucleotide messenger RNA. Its product is annotated as serine/arginine repetitive matrix protein 2-like. Lineage: Eukaryota; Metazoa; Chordata; Actinopteri; Salmoniformes; Salmonidae. The transcript is spliced from 15 exons. The coding region runs from base 160 to 3528 and encodes 1122 amino acids. The record is from RefSeq and is a predicted model, not a curated record.